Messenger RNA from Penicillium samsonianum, 900 nucleotides. RefSeq names its product NudC domain-containing protein. The record is from RefSeq and is a predicted model, not a curated record. NCBI's taxonomy places the organism in Eukaryota, Fungi, Ascomycota, Eurotiomycetes, Eurotiales, Aspergillaceae. The transcript is spliced from 3 exons. Gene Ontology annotation, cellular component: cytoplasm. Gene Ontology annotation, biological process: protein folding. Bases 81 to 680 code for a protein of 199 amino acids.
ACUCCGUAUACCUACACCGUUACACCGUCUACUCAAAUACAACCCCCUUACUCUAUCCUUUCUUUUUCCGACCUGCCAUCAUGUCUGCCGAUCUCGACCAAAACCCCUCCCCAGCCGACCUAGCCGAACGCGAACGCGAGAACAAGGAACGCAAAGCCCUCGAGGAUGCGGAACAGGCUCAGCUCCCCUACAAGUGGACACAGACUAUUCGUGACGUGGACGUGACAGCGCCGAUCCCUGGUAAUCUCAAGGGCCGCGACUUGGAUGUGGUGUUGACCAAGAACAAAAUCCGUGUCGCGAUCAAGGGACAAGAACCCCUCAUCGAGGGCGACUUCCCCCACACCAUCCUCGUCGACGAAUCCUCCUGGACCCUCGAGACUACCCCCACCCCGCCCGGAAAGGAAAUCAACAUCCACCUCGAUAAGGUCAACAAGGUCGAAUGGUGGCCUCAUGUUGUUACCACAGCUCCCAAAAUCGAUGUCACCAAGAUUACGCCCGAGAACUCCAGCCUAGGCGAUCUAGAUGGCCAGACUCGCGCCAUGGUCGAGAAGAUGAUGUAUGAUCAGCGGCAGAAGGAGAUGGGUGGUCCCAGUAGUGACGAGCAACGGAAGAUGGAUUUGUUGAAGAAGUUCCAGGCUGAGCAUCCCGAGAUGGAUUUCUCUAAUGCGAAGAUGGGUUAAACCCACUAUUAGCAUUCAACGAUACCUAACCCUUCGUUCUUUAUGCAAAAAAAAUAUCAAUGUAUGAAGUAUGAGUUAUGCGCAUGGGUGGAUAAUCUUCGAUGAAUGAUGAAUUGCAUGGCGUUUCUCGAAUCUAAUUUCCAAGACUUGGUAUGGGUCUCUGGUUUAUAUAUUCCUAGAAGUAGAUGUCUUUUAUUUAGUUUCUUUUGGUCAAGUUCUC